Lobosporangium transversale is the source of this 1508-nucleotide messenger RNA. Its product is annotated as enolase. The record is from RefSeq and is a predicted model, not a curated record. The transcript has 5 exons. Gene Ontology annotation, biological process: glycolytic process. Gene Ontology annotation, cellular component: phosphopyruvate hydratase complex. Lineage: Eukaryota; Fungi; Mortierellomycota; Mortierellomycetes; Mortierellales; Mortierellaceae. Gene Ontology annotation, molecular function: phosphopyruvate hydratase activity; magnesium ion binding. Bases 79 to 1392 code for a protein of 437 amino acids.
CUUCUCUCAGCUUCUUCUUUCUUCUUUCUUUUUUUCUUCAACCUUAACAACUCAUUCAUUCGAAUUUCAUUUUCAACAAUGGCCAUCACCAAAGUUCACGCUAGACAAAUCUUCGACUCUCGCGGCAACCCUACCGUCGAGGUCGAGGUCACUACCUCCAAAGGUGUUUUCCGCGCCGAUGUUCCUUCUGGUGCCUCCACCGGUAUUCACGAGGCUCUUGAGCUCCGUGAUGGUGACAAGAACGCCUAUGUCGGAAAGGGUGUUUUGACUGCCAUCAAGAAUGUCAACACUGUCCUCGGACCCGAACUUAUCAAGGCCAACCUUGAUGUCAUGAACCAGACUGCUGUUGAUGAGUUCCUCAUCCAGUUGGAUGGCACACCCAACAAGUCCAAGUAUGGUGCCAACGCCAUCCUUGGUGUUUCCAUGGCAGUCUUGAAAGCCGGAGCUGCUGAGAAGGGUAUUCCUCUCUACCGCCACAUUGCUGAUUUGGCCGGUCAUAGUGGCAAGAAGAUUGUCAUGCCUGUUCCUGCAUUCAACGUCAUCAACGGAGGUUCCCACGCUGGUAACAAGCUUGCUAUGCAAGAAUUCAUGAUCCUCCCAACCGGUGCUUCCACUUUUGCUGAAGCUAUGAAGAUCGGCUCUGAGGUCUAUCACACUCUCAAGUCCGUCAUUAAGAAGAAGUAUGGCCAGGAUGCCACUAAUGUUGGUGAUGAGGGUGGAUUUGCUCCCAACAUUCAAGACAAUGCUGAGGGUCUCGAAUUAUUGAAAGAGGCCAUUGCUUUGGCCGGGUACACUGACAAGGUUCAGAUUGGUAUGGAUGUCGCUGCUUCUGAGUUCUACAAGGAUGGCAAGUAUGACUUGGAUUUCAAGACCCCCAACUCGGACGCCUCCAAGCGCCUCACCGGUGAGCAGCUCGCCUCGCUCUACAAGGACUUCAUUGCUCAUUACCCUAUCGUCUCCAUUGAGGAUCCCUUUGACCAGGAUGAUUGGGCCGCCUGGUCUCACGUUACUGACCAGACUGCCAUCCAAAUCGUUGGUGAUGAUUUAACUGUCACCAACCCUUCACGUAUUGCAACUGCCAUCGAGAAGAAGGCUUGCAAUGCCCUUUUGCUCAAGGUUAACCAGAUCGGUACCAUCACCGAGUCUAUCAAGGCUGCUGUCCUCUCCCAGCAAUCUGGAUGGGGUGUCAUGGUUUCGCAUCGCUCAGGUGAGACUGAAGACUAUACCAUUGCUGACAUUGUUGUUGGUCUCCGCACUGGUCAGAUCAAGACUGGUGCUCCUUGCCGCUCUGAGCGUUUGGCCAAGUACAACCAGCUGCUCCGUAUCGAGGAGGAACUCAAUGGCGAUUCCAUCUAUGCCGGAAAGGACUUCCGCAAGGCUCAUCUCUUGUAAAUAGUUGAGGUCUCCUUCCCUUUCACUUUCAAACAUCUACUUUUUUGUUUCAAAUCAGUGCCCACUUUUUAUGGGAUAUAAUAAAAAAAAGAAAAAAGCCUUCGUUUUGUAAAAUA